GCUCCGGGGGAAAUAUCGGCAGCGGGGCUCGGAGCGUCAUUCGCUGGUCAUUCGUGCGAGGGGCCAUCGCGGCUUGGUGUGUGUGUGCGCCGUCGCGUCAUGUGGGCCUCGGAACUCGACAGCGACUCGCGCUGAGCCGUGCCGGUCCCGUCGAGCGGCCUAGUGUGUGUACGCGCGACCACCGAGACUCCCGGAGGGAGGCCCGGACUCGGACGACUGGUCCCGUAGCCCAAGGGGGGGCUAGGCCUAGACGUCAAACAUGGCGGACCUCGAAGCCGUGCUGGCCGAUGUCAGCUAUCUCAUGGCCAUGGAAAAAAGCAAGUCCACGCCGGCUGCUCGCGCGAGCAAAAAAAUUGUGCUUCCGGAUCCGAGUGUGCGGAGCGUUAUGCACAAGCACCUUGAGAAAAUGGGGGAAGUGACGUUUGACAAGAUUUUCAACCAGAAGUUAGGCUACUUGUUAUUUAAGGACUUCUGUGACAACGUCUGUGACGAGCAGGUUCCUCAGCUAAGUUUUUACGAAGAGAUCAAACGCUACGAGAAGCUAGAGACGGCCGAAGAGAGGCGGACGGCAGCGAGAGAGAUCUAUGACAACUACAUCAUGAAAGAACUUCUCUCACACACUCAUAAUUAUUCUCUCGAGUCCGUAGGCCACGUCCAAAAGUACCUCAUGAGGAACGAAGUUCCUGUUAAUUUAUUUCAGCCUUACAUCGAGGAAAUUUUCAGCCUCUUAAGGGACGAUAUUUUUAGGAAGUUUAUUGAAAGUGAAAAGUACACAAGGUUUUGCCAGUGGAAAAAUCUCGAGCUUAAUAUUCAGCUGACGAUGAAUGACUUCAGCGUGCACCGGAUAAUUGGACGUGGUGGAUUUGGGGAAGUGUAUGGCUGCCGUAAAGCGGAUACAGGAAAAAUGUAUGCGAUGAAGUGUUUAGACAAGAAGCGAAUCAAAAUGAAAGUUGGAGAGACGCUAGCAUUGAACGAGAGGAUCAUGCUUUCUUUAGUCAGCACAGGGGAGGACUGUCCUUUCAUUGUGUGCAUGACAUAUGCAUUCCAAACGCCAGACAAGCUGUGUUUUAUACUGGAUCUUAUGAAUGGGGGGGACCUGCACUACCACCUAUCUCAGCAUGGGGUGUUCACGGAGCAGGAGAUGCGGUUUUACGCAGCCGAGGUGAUUCUCGGCUUGGAGCACAUGCAUCGGAGAUACGUUGUCUAUCGGGACCUUAAGCCGGCCAACAUCCUUCUUGAUGAGCAUGGGCAUGUACGGAUAUCGGACCUCGGUUUGGCCUGUGAUUUUUCGAAAAAGAAGCCCCAUGCUAGCGUGGGCACCCAUGGCUACAUGGCACCUGAAGUGCUCUCCAAAGGCACAGCCUACGAUUCCAGUGCUGACUGGUUCUCGCUAGGCUGCAUGCUGUACAAGCUGCUCAAGGGGCAUAGUCCAUUUCGGCAACACAAAACGAAAGACAAGCAUGAGAUUGACCGAAUGACCUUGACCAUGAAUGUGGAGCUCCCCGAAAGCUUUUCAAGUGAUUUGAAACUGCUUCUCGAGGGACUGCUACAACGGGACGUGGACAAGCGACUCGGUUGCAGGGGUCAGGGAGCUGAAGAGGUGAAGAGCCACAAUUUCUUCAGCGGCAUGGACUGGCAGCUAGUGUACCUCCAGAGGUACCCACCUCCUCUCAUACCUCCGCGCGGGGAGGUCAAUGCAGCUGAUGCCUUCGACAUUGGCUCCUUCGAUGAAGAGGACACCAAGGGCAUCAAGCUCACGGAAGCAGACCAGGAGCUGUACAAGAACUUUCCUGUGGUGAUCUCCGAGCGCUGGCAGCAGGAGAUUGCUGAGACAGUCUUUGACACAGUUAACCAGGAAGCAGACAAGCUGGAACAGAAAAAGAAGACCAAAAUGAAGAUGAAGUUCCAAGAUGAAAAAGAGUCUGACUGCAUCAUCCAUGGGUACAUCAAGAAGCUGGGCGGACCCUUUGCAUCUGCCUUCCAGACUCGUUAUGGGAAGCUGUACCCAAACCGCUUGGAACUUCACACGGAAUCCAGCAGUGCCAAGCCAGAGCUGAUAUUUAUGGACCAGCUGGAAGAUGUGUGCUCGGAUUACGUCCAAGUGAAAGGCGAGCAGUGCAUUGUGCUCAAGAUGAAGGGUGACACCAAGGUGGUGCUGACCAACCCUGACGAGAUCGGCCUCAAGGAAUGGCUCCUGUCGCUCCGGUCCACCCUCAAGGACUCCCAAGAGCUGCUCGCUUCAAUGGCCAAGAAGGCUGGCAAGAUCUACGGCACCACUGACAACCGCAACAACCUGCUGGGCUCCACCCCGGGCGGCACGGCAACCCCGCCUGCGCGCAACGGCAACUGAGAAGCGUUGGACCGCUCGGCACUCCCCGUCUUCUCUCCCUCGUGUCUCUCGACGCGGGCACGAGUGGCGUGGCUCCGUCACGCCAGGCGAGGUUCGGUUGGCGGUACUUGCACGGGCACGGGUACGGCAGGACGUCGCAGUUGCUGGAUGGUGCUCCGUGUCGUCUGCUGCUUGUAUGCAGUGAGCGGUGCGUCGUCGUGUGCCAGCGAGGCAGCGCUGCUCCUGGCCAGCAUGCGUACCGGUGUCGUCUGCCACUGGUGACACCGACCGACGACCUUCAUGUGAAGAAACGCUGCCGAUAUUGGUGGGAAGCCCCUGCAUUUUCACGGGCUGCCGUCACGGUUGCGCUGUGCUUGCAGAUGGGCACGAGGCCACCGCCGGACAGUUGUGUUAAGGGGGAUACGUCAUUUUCCUCCCCUGCCAUCCACUGCAGGGAGGCUGUGACUGCAUUUUAAGGACCAAUUGGGGGUCAAGGGAUGGGGUGAAAUACGAGACUGUUGUUGUAACAUGUCCUUUUUUUAACUUAUUAAUGUGGCAAACACGGGUGGCAAGAGAAGGUCACAGAAACCGGGACCUCGAGUUGCGCUUGAGCAGAGUGCAUGCAGCUCGCAGAAACAGCAGAUGCAAGUCGAUUCUGGUGCGAGGUGGCAGCGGUUCUGCCUCCAUGCGGGUGCACAGGUGGCAUGCUGCCCCAGCAGCUAUCACGGUUGUCCAACGAGAACUGCUUGCUUCUCUUUUACGAUGCACUCUAACCAGGUGUGUUGCAAAGGCAGAGCUGUUGACAACACCACUUGAUCACUGUGUUUCGCAGGAGAAGGCUUUGUGAGUGUGUGGUGCGGUGUGCGAUGUGCACUUUUCAUGGCAGCCACACAACAUCUGUGUUAGUUCCCCGCCAUGUUUCCUCCACAGGUUUAUUUUUCUGUCGUUUUUGUUUUCUCUCCGCUCCUCAUGUUUUCUUAAUUGCCUUGUGCUGUUGUGAAAGAAGCAUCCAGUGGUGUCUGCGCGCUUGCGUGUAAAUAUACUGAUUGUACAUAGGGCGAGCGUGUACACUCGCGUUAGCUGCGUUCAUCUCCCGCUGGCGCAUGCGAUGCCGAAAGGUGUGGGAGACGGAAACGCCGCAGAAUGAGUGUUGUACAUAGGGUGUGUGAUGAGCCUUCUCGGUGUCCAUUUCAUUGUGUGUCUCCCUUUCCUUACCAUUUGUGCGAGUGUGGUGGUGUGGUCCAACAAAGGUGUUUGUGGAACUCUCCUGUUGCUGGUGGCCACGCAACAUUUCCCCAUUCGCACACUGUCCUUCUCUCCCACUGUCAGUUGCCCAACACUUAUUGUACUAAGCACUCAGCGCCUGGGAGGAUAGAUUGUCAACUGACGGGCCAAUCGACACUUGUAAGGCACAGGGUGGGGUUAGUUGCAUCUGCGCCUGCUCACAAUGUUUGUGAUGGAAAUGUUUAAGAGUUGUGUGCUUCUGUGGUCUUCUUUCUUUUUCUAUCAUACCUUAUGGUUUGGGCAGGGAUGGGAGAGGGAAGGUGGGCACCUGGUGGAGCAGGCAACAACAGUCGGGUUUUUCCAGCAUGUGGGGAGCAUGCCUUCUUUUGUAGGGCCACUGGGAAGUGCAGAGGGUGGGUGCACAUUUUUCACUGCAGCUGCUUUAGGAGCCAGUAUGCACACAGCAAAGUAUACACCACAGCCUCUAUCUAUUCUUUCCAUAGUCGCGAACGGAGGAACUGAGGGUGACGUGGCAAAAAAAAAAAAAAACAGAAUCGGGCAGUUGCCUUCUGUCACUGUCUUGCACCGUCUUGCCACUGACUGUGCAUCCUCAGUAUGCUUUCUUUCGGCAAAGAAAUGUUAACUGUGAUAGCAACACUUAGCAGUCCAAUUUGUGUGCGUUGUGCUGCUGCUGCCACGACUCCCUAGAGUGUGGGACUGGUCCCCCAAGACCCUUGCCUGAUAGCUACGUCUGCCCGAAGCUUUUCGAAAACACGGCACAGCCCACUCCGGUCAUGCUAAAGCUUUGCCCUGCUCUUGACCAACUCUUUCUUCCACAUGUUCCUUUUACCUUAGAGUAGGCAAAAGUUUUGCGUUGCACGAUCGGGCAGUACUGCUUCGCCUGUCAGAAGUCCCCUACAGCGAGUCAUUUGAACGGUUUUCUGAUUUCUAACUGAGGAUGCGCCAGAUGAGUAUUUUGAGUGUUAUGCAGCCAUUGCGUUGCUUCGCAAGACGCAGUUGAACACUAGCAGCCCAGCCUAGAUUUUUGGAGAAAAUUCUUCUGUCUUGCAUACUUUGAUGUUUUCUAGCGGGUAACAUUUAAAAAAACUGGAAGCUUUCACUUGCUUAUACAUGCUGCCUUGUCUGGAGUGACCAUGUACACAGUAUUAGCAAGCAUCCUAAGCCACUGUGACUUAAAUACAUCUCAGCUUCUUACAUAACUGCACCAAUGCAUUGAAGGCCAUAAAGGUUACACUAGCUGCAGUUUGCUAUCGUCCUUGGAUGCCUUCUUCAUCUAGGAGCACAACAUAGCCGCAAGUAGCAAGUGAGGAUGAUAGGUUGCAUGCUGAAUUUACAGCACACCGUUAUCUUAACUUAAAGAAAGAGCUCACAAAAACUGCAGAGCCUUUUUGCCAAUCUGGCUCUGUCACUUAGGGGAUGCUUAAACACUCCCCUUAGCGACGUUGAAGUUGUUACCGUUCAUGUCGAGUCAGCUUUGUUGCUUUAUUGCACUCUCAGCUUAGGACUUGUAGCCAGCCUAGUGCUGCACUACGAAUCAGGUGGCAAACAUGAUGCUGUAAGCACAAAGUGCGGCUACAUUUCCUAACUUAAAAGUUGCAUGAAAUGGAGUGCGAGGUUCUCUUUGCCACAGAAUAGUGCCUUCAAAGGCAAGUGAUGUUGUUAGCUCUGCCCACAGUUAAUUCUACCUGCAUCCCGCCCAAACCUCAGUGCACCUGCUUGACAGAAUUCAUUGGCAUGUUAACUGUUUAGUUUACUAGGCAUUGUGUGGUGAACUAGCGGACCCUUUUAAUAGGUGGCAACUCAUUUAUAUAAACAAACAUAAGGGGUGAGGAAGGGCCUGUCUUGUCCCGACACGCAGUCUCUGUCUGUCGCAUGUUCGAGCAGGCAAAGGACUUCAAACUGUUAACGAACGCAGCUGUUGGUUACACUUGUUCCUUGAUGCAUUGGAUCAUGCAUAAUGUUGUAUAAAGUAUUGUUGUGGAAUGUAUAAAAUAGAGCGGGAGCAAGGUGCUUCAGCGGAGACAUGCGGGUGCAUUCAAAUCAUGAAGCAGCUAGGAAAUAGACCCCAUGUACCGCACAGAAUAGGCACUUGCUCUUUCAAGUGUUGUGAAAGCAACUUGGCUGGAAGGACUUUUCAGCCACAUGAGCCAAUCUUCUGUAAGCAUAUCAUGGUUAUAUGAUUAGCAGGCACCAGUUAAGUUCUCAGAAGAUCCUGGAUGUCGCAUGCUGCCUUCUGUAUGGAAUGGUGCAAUGACACACUCAGAAUUUCUUCACCCAUGCAAUAUUAUAAAUGAAUAAACUUAUCAACUUUCUGGAAUGCUAGAUCAGAGAUCAGGAAAAGCACCCUGAAGGAGAAAACACUCAUUGAAGGUUAUUGAGUCUGGCUACAAAAUUAACCUUUGCAUUUUAUGUGUUAUAUUUAGUGUAAAGUUUCUUCCUGUAGAAAUAGUGGCAUUUGGGCAGUGCAGUGCAUUUGAAUUCCAUUACUUGGUGCAGUUGUGUAAGCAAAGUUUCUGGAGAAAAUUCAUUCGAGCAACUUGGUUAAAAAAACAUGAAAACAAGCAGGAACCGAGCAAAGUACUCCUAUGGCACUGCUGUGGAGCAGUCUGACGAGAGGUACCAUUUCAAUUAUAUACAUGAUACCAAUUGCGGCUGGUACUUUUGAACAUAAUGAGGUGUAAGCUGUAGUGCAUGUGUUCUCAUGUCCGAGGGCUCUCUCAAGAAAGCCUUCGGUAACAGAUGUGGAAGGCAGGAAAUGUACGCACAAGUUUUGCCUCUCUUCAUCAUGUGCGUACAAAUGUAUAACACUUUUGUUUUGGAGCAAGUCUGCCAAGUGCUUUUCCAAAUGUUGUUUCUGAGAGCUUGACCUUGCGAGUUGUGUACUGUGGUUCCUCCCUUCCCUUGCCACCAGACUCUUCUGCCGCUUGCACGUUGCAGAACAUCAAAUGGAAGUGAGGAAAUUGUCGUGCUUGGAAAGAGAGAAAAGAGAAAGAAAUUGAGCUUCCACUUAUCGCCUUCUGUUUCUGACUGUGCCGGGAAAAUUGCGGCACCCAUGUUCGGGGUUGUGGGUUGUCUGUGCAAAAACAUGCCAUUCCUAUAGUAACGCAACACUGUUUGUUUCCUUCGUAGCUGGUGAAGUCAUUUUUUGUGUUCCCUCGUGUUGUUUGUGCCAUCUGUCGAGACGGGGAAAGGGGCGGGGGGGGUAGUGAGUGGCUCAGUUUUUGCCCUUGUCCAAAUCAGUCAUGAACCAGCUCGAAUUCCCGGUGACAUGACGUUUUGCGGCGGUACUCAUUUAUGCAAUCUCACCGUUUUACUCUGCAGCCACACUUCAUUGCAGCGUGUUGCCCAUCGUCUGCCACACGUGAGAGAUUAAUCGAGCCCGUUGUGUUGUUUGCUUGACUCGCUUGAUGUUGGUUAGGUCGUUUUGUUGUACCUGAACCUAAACACGUGCAGGCAUGUGUGCGUGGAUGUGUACAUAGCGGUGUGUUACUGUGACAGUCAUGUACAUAAGCACAUCUGGGUGCGAAUCAACCCGUCAUACUUUGCCAUUUCCUACCCAUUAACUCUCUCCCCUGUGUGGUUCCAUGAAUGUCCUCCUUUAAUUUUUAUGCUGAUUUGACGAGGAUUCUGCUGGCUUAUGUGAUCUGUGCACUGCAAUGACAUGGAAGUAAGUCUUUUUUUUUUUUUUAAUGGCAAUCGUGUUAUCUUUGGAAACACCAUGUGGCACUUUAAAAGGAAGCUGUUGCGUAAAUAGAACUUGUCUUCUUGUAAAGAUGUGGUCAUGGUCAUUGGGGAUUUUUUGAUGAAUUAGUGUGUUUGGCACCUGAGAUUGCGGUAUGCAGCGGCUGGGCAUACCACAUGGUUCCUUGCUGGUGUGGUUAGUAUAACCUCGGUACUGCUUUACGUUUUCCAGCCUUCUCGUACUGCCUGGUCUGAUGCUGCAUUUUCAGGCCAGACAGUGUGGGAGGGAGCUCUUCUGCUGGUCUAGCAGUGGUGAACACUCGCACGCCUCCCGAGACUGGCCUGAAUUCAACAUGGUCCCAGUUUAACCUUGCCUGGAAGGCCUCUGAAUUCAAAGGCGCUGUCUGAGGAUUCCAAGGAGAGGAAUGUUGCAAAUUGGCCUGUAGAGCAUUUAUCCACCUGCUGGAACACUUCGCAAAUAUAUGCCAAUCCGAGCAGCUCGUACAUCAAGGACUGCAAAGCUGUAUAAGGGAGCUCCGCACCCUUAUAGUGUAAAAAAAGGGGGCGUUGGGAGCAGAGGUCUCAGUGUAAUCCUCACAGGUCCCCUGGCAAGGCUUGUGAUAAGGGGCUGCGGCCCCCUAGAUUAGCAACAGGUGGGAUCCCCAGCAGUCUCGUGGAUGUCGAAGCCAACGUCGAUGAGACACUGAUGAGAUGCUGGUCACGCAGGAACACGAACGCUGAGGUGCUUGGUGCGCCGCCCAAACUAAAAUUGAUCUUAGCCAGAAGGCCCAGGCACAAUACCUGUAAAACGUUUGUCAAUUUGGGCCCCUCCUAGCUGACCGCCAAAGUGGAGCUGGGUAAGUGGGACAUGAGAAACAAAAAUUACAAAUUAGACACCCUGGAUUCCGCAGAACUGAGCCAUUACUGGCUAAGAUAAACACGCAUAGAAGUUGUUUAUUCAAAUUAUGUAUAUGCAAGUUAACUUCUAUAACUCUUGAUAAAUAUGUUUCAAAGCAAAUUUGGCACUCUGGUGCAGGCUGCAUUGCUGUCUCUUCUUUGAUUUACAUUUGAUACCAAGCAUGCAUGCCAUUGCCUUCACCUCUGUCGCAUGAAAACAGUUGUGGAAGUCCCCUUAACAGCUUCGCUGUAAAAAACAUGCCCAUGACUGACAGCUAUGUUUUGAUUUGGUGUGCACAAAGAUGGUCAUGCAGGCAUGAUGAUUCAGCUUUAUCGCUAGGAAGUUGCGUUUGUAUCGUUAUUUGGUUCGAUAAAGUUAUGCGUUACAGUCGAACCCAGUUAUAUCAAACCCGGGUAUAUUGAGUUAUUGUGAAUAUCGAACAGUUGUAACAUCCCCUUGGAAAUCCCAUGCAAAAGCAUAGCACUGUACUAUGCGUAUAUCCACCUCCCGUUCACCACCACAUUCAAUACAUUGAAAGCUGUUCCGUGCCCCUGCAAGUGGGCUUCUCCUAAUGAGACUGCGAUUACUUCUCGUAUCGUUGGAAAUAUUCAUGUUGCCGAAAUGGCACUGUUUUGGCAGAUGCUGUCAAGGCAUUAAAUACGAAGGGUAGUACACGCCAUGGAGGAAAAAUGAGCAAAGCAUGUGUCUCAAAAUAAGGAAGGUUCGCGCAGCAAGGGUUUCAUUUGGGCUCCAUAAUUCCGGACUUGCUUUAGUAAGCUUCAUCGCAUUACAGUCGCAUAAUAAAGCUCAGACAUGCUAAUAGCGGAAAGAAUUAACCACCGUGCAGUGGAGCAUACUACCUGCGGCUGUUCAUUACUGGAAAGCAUCGCAGAGCUGCUUCAGUAAUGUAAAAGGCCGCCUGGCCCAAUACACGUGCUCCACAAGAAAUGGAUAAAUGGAUGGCACUCAGUCUCUUCAAUAUGGCUCCGGGCGUGGGAUCAGUAAAUUUUAGUUUUUCACAUUCUCAGGAAACUGUCCUAGACUUGCGGAGUUUGCAGAUAAGCACAUUUUAUAUUUCGAAUUACCAAUAUAUCUGACUAUUUUGCUAUUUCCUCCGAGUUAAAUAUAUCCGGGUUCGGCUGUAUUAUAUUUCAAAAUGGGCCCAUGUCUUGUACGUACGCUUGCGUAAAUUGUCUCCCAUGUUGUGGCAUAAAUUGGCUUGUGGUCCGAUGUCGCUGCAACACUAAUCUAUUUCUGAUUCGUGACUUGCGUCACUGAAAGGCAUUCAUUACAAAGUGAACUAAGCUGCAAAAUAAUUGAGCGAAUGGUGGGUUUAAACUUCAUUAAUCCCUUUGCAAUGCCAAUGCUUCAGUGUUUCUGCAGUGCAUUGUGCAUGCCUUGCAAGUGCUCCUGUUGGCAUGGCCACCUUCACUGGGUUCGCAACUCGACGUACAUUCAGAUCUGCAUUGUGCAGCCACUGCUGGGCAUUUAUACCUGGACGAUCUAGUUGUACCUUCAGUGCCGCCUAACAUGUUCACAUGUGUUAGUGGGCCUCGCUGCUGCGCUGCUUCUUUUUCCAUUCUGUGUUGAGCAAGUUUGACAUUAUGAUGCUAUUUCGCUCGUUCCACUUUUUUUUUCUCUCUCUUGCUGACGUAAUGACGCACACUUAUUCGAGCACCCACAGAAAGUGAGAGCGUGGUAUGGCUAGCCGUAUUUCAUAGUCAAGCAUGCCGACACCAUGCCCCAGCACCAGUUGUAGUUGCCACAGUAUAGGUAGUGCACUCGGUGCAGUUCUUCACAAUUUGGCAAGCCAUAUUCAUGGCUUUUGCAGUCAAAACUCGGCCAACGCAAGUAUGAGCGAGCCUCAAGGAUAUGGGAAAAUGGCUUGCUACAGUUCAAAGAAUGAAGAAUUAGUUGCUAGAAUGCCAGUAAAGCCCAGUUCAUUGCCCGCAAAUUGUAGGUUCACAAGAGUAUGUUGGUACUUUUGGCUUGUUCUGCUGCUGUUUUGAGUAGGUGUUGGACUUUCACUGCAUAUUCAGUUUAAUGUGAAGAGAAGAGAAACUGAUCGUUAUGAGCAUACAUUAUAUGGUGCGAAGUCAUGAAGAUAUAAUACUGUUAUUAAAGGUGCAUAUGUUGCUUCGGCUGCUGUUGAUUGCACCAUUGAUUCCAUCGUGAAGGCAUGUGACUGGAAAUGUGCUUCUGCAUGCCACCAAGUAAUUGACAGUCUUUAAUGAAUAAUCAUUGCAUAGAGUCCACCUCUUUAGAAGUGUUGAAGGUCCACACGCCGUGGCUGACUCAUACUGAUCAGUUAUUUUGGGCUAUUUGGAAAGGAAGGUGAUUCAGUGAUUGCUUCGCGCCGAGUGUGCUUGCGCAUCUUUCAGGGACAUGCAGUAGGAAGCAGACGCCGGGUCUUUUCUGCAUCUGUUAUUGAGAGUCCAGCCUGACAUUUCUCAGUUGCAAAAGGAUUUGUGUCCGGUACACUGAACCCCGCAGCCAAUGUCAAUUAAAAUGUGGAUGGUGCACAUAACUGUGUAGCUUUGUUUUUCUAUGUGCGACUGCUAUCACCAUAGAGGGCAAAAUGCAUUGGCUGCUGCUGUAGGCUGCUUCUCCCAUUUGUGUGCUCUAGCUUCUCUGUAAGGUACAAGACGAAUGCCCCCCCUCAAGCUGUCCGAUUAGGCUCCACAGGCCAUCGAGCUUGUGUGCGCACACUUCUUUCACGGCUGCUGGGGCGAACACGUGUGCGAUAUGUACGCCCAAGUUAAUAGCUCGGAAGCGCUCUGAUCCAUGUUCAAAGUGUCUUGCUGCAAUAGAACUUCCUGAAAUGAGGUCGUAUAGAUAUCACAAGAUCUGCGGUGGGAUGUCGGCUUCUUGGGAUCUCGUAGACCUUUCCCCAGAUGUGUGAUCGGCAGGGUUGGUUGGCGCUCUGUUUGCUUUAACAUUUGUUUCUUUUUCUCUUCACUUUGGGGUGGGAGGAACACUGUCUUUUUGUCUGCUGCCUCAUUUUUUGUACACACGUGCUGCAUAUGCGCGCAAAGAGGACAACAAAAAGGCCGGGUGGUGACAAAUUGCUUCGUUUGUCCAUCCUCGUCUUCUCGAUUGUGGAUGUAGCGCACCCAUCCACAAAAUCUAGUCUGGCCUCUCUUUUUUUGUAGCCCUUUUGGAGACAGUUUUUAGGCAAGCUAGGAAGACGAACCAACCUUUACGUGUCGUGUACAGAAAGCGAAAAAAAAAAAAACAAUACAAAAAAUACUGUAGAGCUGUGUGGCUGCUGUAUUUAUAUAUCUCCGCGCAAUCCCUGCAUUGUUUUUAAUCGCCACUCUUGUAUUGUUUCCGCAGCAUACUUUUCUUGGUUGUGCCCUGAAGUAUAGCUGUUAUAGGUUGUUUUUUAUAUGUUAUUUUUAUUUUUUAGGAAUGUAGAUACUUGAAUAAAAGACACCCUGAAAAAAAAUG
Molecule: messenger RNA, 11603 nt
Organism: Dermacentor silvarum
Lineage: Eukaryota; Metazoa; Arthropoda; Arachnida; Ixodida; Ixodidae
Gene: Gprk1
Product: G protein-coupled receptor kinase 1-like
Exons: 19
Coding region: 260-2350 (696 amino acids)
Biological process (GO): protein phosphorylation; G protein-coupled receptor signaling pathway; regulation of signal transduction
Molecular function (GO): ATP binding; G protein-coupled receptor kinase activity; G protein-coupled receptor binding
Source: RefSeq, a predicted model, not a curated record